CAGGAAAAUAAACAUUUGUAGCGUUUGUCCUAUUUACGACGCGUUUAAGUUGAUUCCGUGCAUGAAUAAGUAAAAUUGUGGUUUAUACAAGAGUAUACUUACUCAGAUUCUUAUUUGUGCUGGCCGUGUAUGUCUAAGAGUGAUUGAGAAUGGUUUACAUUCAUUUCCCUUCCAACUUAACAGAGGAGGAGCUGAUGUUGCAAGCCAAGUAUGCAAAAUUGAAAAGAAAAAAGAAAGCAUUGCAAGCGCUGAAAGCGCCCAAACAGGAGCCGGAAAAGAAUUUGCUUCCAAAACGUCCCGCAGACGCCAGGGAUGCACGUGAGGUUGCACGAAAGUUAUUAAAAAGCGGUGCUAUAUCAGCAAUCCAGAAACCGCAACCGAAGCAGGAUAGUUCCUUCAAGCGACCGAAAGGACAGGAAAGAAAAAGAGCCCCACCAGAAUUGACACCCGGAGGCCAAUAUCAAUCGUUCGGGGCGUCGACGGAAUUCGACAACAUCAGUUCGUCUACAACCACCCCAGCGUCCACCAAUACCGGAUCGGCAGCGGCCACUGCUGUAGAACGUCCGACCAGUCCAGUGGAAAAGGAAACGAGCCGCGUCCAAAAUCUCUACCAACAGUUUGCAAAUGAGCGUGACAAAGAAGAGCAAACGGAGAAGGCCAAACCUGGCGAUGCGUCUAAAGAAAAGCCACGCUCCGGUAACACCGUUUACGUGUCGGGUAACAAGGUUACGGAAGACUUUCUGAAGAAACAUUUUAGCGAGUUUGGCGAAAUUCUUAAUAUUUCGAUGGAGAUCGAAAAGGGGCGUGGAUUUAUCACGUUUUCAAAAACCGAAUCGGCCGAUAAGGCUAUAAGCGAUCUUCAUUCUAAGACGGUUGGCGGUAUACAACUGCAAGUGCAACUGGCACGCCGACAGCCGCAGAUUAAUCCAAUCAAUGACGCUGGAUCUUCCGCGGUCUGGUCUGCGUUGGCAACAAAUCGUUCACAGAAAGGCAAACACAAGGAUAAUCGAGAGUUAGUUUGCUAUGAUCACGAUGAUAUUUUUUAAGCGAAAAAGUGCUGUUUUUAAGGAAAAUAUAAGGACAUAAAGGAUAUGAAUGUAUGCUAUUCGAAAUGAAAUAUAUAUAUAUAUAAAUCAUA
This is a messenger RNA of Anopheles coustani, 1138 nucleotides long. It is a transcript of the gene Nelf-E, whose product is annotated as negative elongation factor E. Gene Ontology annotation, cellular component: NELF complex. NCBI's taxonomy places the organism in Eukaryota, Metazoa, Arthropoda, Insecta, Diptera, Culicidae. The record is from RefSeq and is a predicted model, not a curated record. The transcript has a single exon. Gene Ontology annotation, molecular function: RNA binding. Gene Ontology annotation, biological process: negative regulation of transcription elongation by RNA polymerase II. The coding region runs from base 150 to 1046 and encodes 298 amino acids.